UUGUGUGAUGAAAAAGGGAGAUAACUUCCAUUUUUGUUUACAUCUCAGCUGAUCAUGUGACACGAAAACCUGGGGAAGCAGGAAUUUAAUUCUUUUGCAAAACUGAUUUCAGCUGAACAAAACACGCCAUGGCUAGAACAAGCUUUGUUUUUAUAAUAAGUAUAGUGUUGAUGUCAACCACCUGCAGCAUUGUCAGUGGUUAUUUACUAAACUCAAACUUCAGUAAUACAGUGUUUGACUAUGACAAAAUCAAGAAAGAAGUUGCAAGCUAUAAAGAUGUUGCCAAUCAAAUUAUAAAUCUCUCAGUGUAUGGUGCAGCGCAAAAUCAGUCUUACAAUAGAUUAGCAGCUCUUGCAGACAAGUUUGGGCCAAGACUUGCCGGCUCACAGACCCUUGAAGAUGCCAUUGACUACAUGUUAGACCAGUUGAAGGCAGAUGCUCUAGAAAACGUUCAUGGUGAAGAAGCCGUGAUACCUCAUUGGGUAAGAGGAGAGGAGUCGGCUACCAUGUUAAAGCCUAGACUACACAAGCUGCCCAUGUUGGGGCUCGGAUACAGUAUUGGUACAGGGCCACAGGGGAUUACAGCUGAGGUCAUUGUUGUUAGGUCAUUUGAUGAAUUGAAGGCCAGAAGAUCUGAGGUGCCAGGAAAGAUUGUGGUGUAUAACAACAAAUACAUAAGUUACGGUGUAUCCGUGGCAUACCGCGCUCAAGGAGCAGCAAAAGCGGCAGAACUGGGGGCUGUCGCAUCCUUGAUCCGUAGUGUUACACCUCUAUCUGUAGACAGUCCACAUACAGGCAUGCAGGACUACCAGAAUGGUGUAAAGAAGAUACCUACUGCCUGUAUUACUGUAGAAGAUGCUGAAAUGAUGUGGAGAAUGGCUCAGAGAGGUGAGAAGAUUGAAGUAUUUUUGAACAUGUCUGCGUAUAAUUACCCACCAACAAGAUCACGAAAUACUGUAGCUGAAAUAAAAGGAAGUACUUAUCCAGAACAGGUUGUUCUUGUCAGUGGACAUCUUGACAGUUGGGAUGUUGGUCAAGGUGCUAUGGACGAUGGGGGCGGAGCAUUUAUUUCAUGGCAGGCCCUUUCAUUGGUCAGACAGCUUGGACUGAGACCUAAGCGAACUCUGAGAAUGGUCUUGUGGACAGCUGAGGAAUUUGGUGGUGUUGGAGCACAGUCUUAUUAUGAUCAACAUAAGUUGGAUGUCAACAAUUAUGAUUUAGUUAUGGAAUCUGAUAUUGGUACAUUUACACCUACAGGGAUAGAUUUUACUGGUAGUGCUAAUGCCAAUAAAGUUAUGACAGAAGUUUUGAAGCUGCUGGCACCUAUAAAUGCCUCAAUAUUAGAUGGUGGUGGUGAAGGCACAGAUAUAUCUCCAUGGAUGAAUGCUGGGGUGCCGGGUGCGAGUCUCAAAAAUGAAAAUGAUAAAUAUUUUUAUUUUCAUCAUACAAAUGGUGACACCAUGACUGUGCAAGACCCAGUACAGAUGAACCUGUGUGCGGCAGUUUGGGCGGUCACAGCGUACGUCGUAGCCGACCUGGAUGAUAUGUUACCACGAGAUAAAAAUGUACAUAUAAGUCUCUCACAGCAUUGAAUAGUGCCUUUAUACCUUUAUAUGUUUAGUAAUAUUAAAUUUAUAUAUGAACUGGAAAAUUCAAUCAUUUUACAUUUUAUAAAAUUGAUAACUGCUAUAAUGUUAAAGACAACAGUUGUAGAUUGUUUAAGAAUUAUGGAAGUUAAAGAUUUUAACAUAAAUGAUAUAUAGACAAAUGAAAAUGUGUUUUAUUCUGAAAAACCUAUCAUAUCUUUUUACAUAGAACAUUCCAAAAUUAGGAUAAAUGGUAAAUAUAAUUCUGUUUUACUUGAUUAUGAAAAUUAAUGUUUUUUAACAUAUCAGCUUUUUUAUUUUGAGAAUUUUGUAUUUUUUCAUAGCAUUGCUAUUUUGUUAAUGAGAAAUGUGUUGGAAUUUGAUUGGACUUUUAAAAAUUUCAUCAUAUAUGAACAUGAUGGCAUAAAUUAUCUAAACAAUAUAAUCAGAAUUAUAACUUUUAACCUCCUGGGCCGUGGGGAGGUGAUAAGAUUUCAAUGCAGUCUUACCAGCCUCUUUAUUUCUUCUUGAUAUUCCCAAAAUUGAUAAUAGACAGCUAAAAAUGGAAGCUGCACAUAUCUAUAAAGAAUUCAGGUUAAACUAGAGCAGAGUUGAUUAAUUCCAAUUUACACUAGUGUAUUAUUGUCAUAUUUCUUUUUAAGAGUAUUUUUGUCAUUUUUUUAGGGGAAUUAUUGUCACGUUUUUUAGGAGUAUCAUUGUCAUAUUAAUUACAUAGUAUUAAUUUAUUUUUUUUGCUAGUCGCAUUUGCAUGACAAUUUUUGCUACAUAACUACAGGUUCUAACCCUUAUUACCAGCAUUCUUAAUGAAUUUGGUUUAAACAUAUUUAGUUUAAACAAUAUUUUAUUAAUAAUCCACACAUUUACAUAAUAAAUUACAUAAAAUAAAAUUUACGGAUUGAGUAGGAAGCUUGUAAAGCUUUUUUGAAAACUCUCUCCGUUAAACAUAUUUAUUUAAGCUUGAUUGUGAAACAAGCUUUUGCUAUAUACAUGUACUUAUAUUAAUCACUUAAAGUGACAUUUUUUGAGUAUGCUUCCUGGAACCAACCAGUACUGGUAUCAUAUGAAGAAACAUGGUUGUGACCUGAUUUGGGCUGAAACCCAUGAGUUGAGAGGCAGACACCUUAACCACUAGGCCACUGCUCCCCUUGUAUUGUUUCAUGAAGUGUUUAAUUAUGGUUUAUGUAUUUUUUUCGAUUAUUUUAGUGUACAUUUUAUCAUAUGAAUUACUUGAAAUGCUGACAAAGAAAUUGAUUUGAAUUUCAUUUUAAUAAGAGAUAAAAAGACUGAGUAAUGAUAUAAAAGAUAAUCAAACAAAGUAUAGUAUGUUUUAAUGUAAUAAUGUAAUGUUUAUCAUUUUCACGUACUUUUUGCAAUUGUUUUCUUAUAUUAUGUGUUUUAUGUGUGUUAUAAAUAUUUUGGACAUAGCAUAUAGGAGAAAUUUGGUGCUGUGUGCAGGGGUGUGACAGGGAAUGGGGAUGUAUUGGUAUUGCAUCCUGUCAGGGACCUAUUUACAUGUAUACAGAUCUUGAUUCUUUCAGGGAAUUAGGAUUUAUUUGAUAAAAGAAACUUUAGUUUAAAUGUUUACACAGAAGAUGCUAUAUAUACUGUAUUCAACACUACUAUCACAUCAUCUAAAUACAUUGGCCAUAGCUUAAAGGUCAAGGUCUUUCCUGGGUAUCACUUAGGCCUAAUGGUUUCUCAUGCAUCAUAAUUGACUAAUUACCUUCGUCUUAAGGUAAUCCGUGAGGGAGCUUACGAUAGGGUCGAUGGUUCUACUCCGUGUCCAGUCGUGUCUGCAUUACGCACAAAAUAUUGCCAUAUACAGUAACCUUUACAGUGUCGGUGGGAUUGAAAAUCAAACAAAAGUAAUGAAACAAACACAGAGUUGUUCUUUAUAUUAAGGUAUAUUAUUUAUGUAACUUUACCUGACUAUAUUCGUUUAAUGGACAUUUCCUGAUUGUCCUGCCUGACAUUUGGUUCUUACCAUACUGUAGAUUGAAAGAACAUAAGCAGACGACCGUAGAGUCUAGUCUGACUUCAUGGUAAACUAAUACAUUGUAGUUUUCAUUGUACAUGUACAUUGUAAUAUAUUAAAGUGACAAUUAAUAAAUAUACUGAGUAUAUUAACCUGAAGAAAAAAAACAGCUGAUCAAAUAUUUCUUGUUUUUGUUUUAUACAGAAAAAUAUUCAGUGUUGCUUUAUUUUAAUAAAGAGAACUUUCUA
Ruditapes philippinarum (Manila clam) is the source of this 3830-nucleotide messenger RNA. RefSeq names its product carboxypeptidase Q-like. The transcript is spliced from 13 exons. The record is from RefSeq and is a predicted model, not a curated record. The coding region runs from base 129 to 1592 and encodes 487 amino acids. Gene Ontology annotation, biological process: peptide catabolic process; proteolysis. Gene Ontology annotation, molecular function: metallodipeptidase activity. Lineage: Eukaryota; Metazoa; Mollusca; Bivalvia; Venerida; Veneridae.